GGAGUUGGUUCUAGCGAGAGCCUGGCUUUUCACCCCGCGGCGGCCAUCGGAAGUCUACGCCAGCACUUCCAAAUUCCACGCGCUGCUGAUCUCCAUCCAAUUGCUGAUGCCAUCGGCCAUGGGAUCCAGCUGGGCGCCUCCCGCGAGGGCUCUGCAACGGCGACGUGCCCGACAUGGCCUGGGUCAGCACCUGUGAGGGCUGCGCGCAUCUAAUUAUGCAGAACGCCUCGCCAUGCAUCGCACACGACGACCGGCAUGUGGCUCCCCGUGGCUAAAGCAGGGCUGUGGGCAAACUCCCGACGAUCCUCAACCCUUUAAAAACGUGCCCGGUGAAGCCGUUGCCCCGAGGCAAGCAGCGCACGAAUCAGCAGAGAGCCGACAAGCAAAGGCGCUCGCGGCACUCCGCCAAGCGAAGCUCGCGCUGCCGUGCUGCGAGUGCAGCCUCUGCUCGGACUUCUGGCACGGCGACCAACGGCGCCUGAACAGAGCUUCCGCAGAUGCACACGCCCCACCUGGAAAUGCAGGACAUGAAGGUGUCGCUCAGAUUACGUGUGCGGGCGCCACGCUCUACCAAACUGCACGCGGCCUCCGUCUCUCCCAUUGAAUAACACAGCCACCUCCAACAUCGAAGCGUGCGUCUGAUCCACACCCUCAAGGUGGAAGAGGUCCAGACUGUCCUCAACAUCCCUCCCACAGCGAAUGCAUUCCAUGGUGGGGGCGAAAAGCUCCGCCACGAUAACCCAGGCGCCUUCAGUGAUGAAGUCCAGGUCUACGGGCUGUUCAAGUCCACUCCGGCCGCGAUUGCGGCGCUCACCGCCGGCAUGUUGAUACGGAGACGGCCGAGGCCAGAGUGUCGCCUCCGAUGGUCGUCGCUGUCGUCGACCACCUCCACGAACAACGCACCAGAGAGGUCCCUGGGCGCCCCGAACAUGGACGACCGAACCUCGCGCUGGAACAGAUGGCUGCCGUCCUCGCCUCCGCCCGCACAGGCCCGCGCGGCGUCCGCGCUGCCGCCCAACACCGCGGCGGCGAACAUGCCGAUGUCGAGCUGCACCGCGCCGUUCCCCGUCUGCACCGGCGCGUCGGGGCCAAAGACCUCGAGCGUCCAGCCUGGAUCGAGCGCGCCGGCGCGUAUGGCGACGGGCCAGAGGUGCGGGCUCAGGAGCCGCAGGCGGGGGAGCUUCACCUGCACCGCGUCGGCGGGGCUCCACGCGGGGUGCUCCACGUCCACCCAAUCAGACGCCGCCCAGGCGCGGCGGCUCUGCACCCUUCGCGACGCGAGCUGCUCGGCAAUAUGUCCGUGUAAUUCAGACGCAGGGCGAGGUCCAGGAGCGAGCAGUGGGCGCCGCCACCCGGAGCAAGUCCCCGCCGCCGCGGGCAGCCUCCGCCGCCGGAUUGCUCCAGUCCUGGUAGGUGCGUCGGAGCAGGUCGUCGUCGUCGCUGGAGGCCGAGAAGAGCAGGGCCGCAACUCGGAGCUCGUGGAGCCCAACGAUGCCCCGCGCGCCGUCCCUCAGGACAAGGGCGUCCGGGUCGCUGCGCGCCGCGCUCAGCGCGGCUCCGAGGGCGCUCGAGGCGUCCAUUGCGGGUCACUGGGCGGGCUGGGGAGCACCAGGCUGCAGCUCUGGCCAACUGGCAACGGAUUCAGAGAUGUUCACGCACUCCAGACAAAGGUAACUGACAACCUACCAGACCACCCCAGCCUAACCCGAA
This is a messenger RNA of Prorocentrum cordatum, 1710 nucleotides long. NCBI's taxonomy places the organism in Eukaryota, Dinophyceae, Prorocentrales, Prorocentraceae. The record is from the annotation of a GenBank genome assembly.